UCAGUUAGAUAUGCGGAAGAAGGCGGCAGCCAAACACUCAAAUGCAGAAGUUGUGCCAUCAGUUUGAACACUCGCAUUUGAAACUAACAGAUAAUUACUUCGCCCUCAGACACUCGUCUAAUCAUUUUAGGAGAGCAACAUCUCGGCUGUUAGCCUGUCCGACAUUUCCUGUGCAGACCGCUUUGCUCCGAAAGCAGCCAUGAGAGACCACCUGAGUAUAUUGUUGUCAUUAUGCAUCGCAAGCCUUUUAGCGCAGCCCGCCUGCACCUUACACUCUAGGCAUCGUCUGAAAUUAAAACAGCUCGUGGGCUUUGCCUGGAAAAACUGCGGAUCGCCUGACGAUCCAGCUGUCAUGAAGACUCUAUCGAUAUCGCCAGACCCAAUCUCUGUCCCAGGAAACCUAAUGGCAAGUGCGACGGGGACAACAUCCGUGGCGCUCAUUGCUCCCGUGUCUGUGAACGUGACCUUGGAGAAAGAAGUGGCUGGUUUUUGGGUCAAGAUCCCAUGUUUGGAGGAGAUUGGGAGUUGCCAUUACCCCAACGCCUGUGACUUGCUGGACCAGCUGAUCCCUCCUGGACAGGACUGCCCAGAGCCUCUGCACACAUAUGGUCUGCCCUGCCAUUGUCCCUUCAAAGCUGGGGACUACACUCUGCCGCAGUCGGAGUUCUACUUGCCAGACAUUGACCUGCCCUUCUGGCUCACCAAUGGCGACUACAGAGUCCAGGGCAUUCUGGGAGCAAAUGGAAAGGAGUUGGGGUGCCUUAAAGUGAGCUUGUCCAUCCACUCGACCUGAGCCCACAGGUCUUACGCUGGACUAGCAGUGCCAUGUGCACAGGGGACCGUCACUCGACUGCACAGCCAUGGCAGCCAUUUCAAUGUGCAUUUAACUGUAAAGGGAGGCUCUAAAUCAGUAGAAUUUUCAUACAUGCCAUUGAAGCUUUUUUUUUGUUAAGUUCCUCUUUUUCUUCUGAUGCAGGCUCAAAGAAAUUACCUCUGUUAAAAAAAAAAAAAAUCUAUCUGCAGUUGAUGAUCAGAAAAGCUGUCAUUUUAUCUCUUACGUAUGUCUCAUUUGUCUCAUUUAAAAUCAUUAAAAAGGGGGUUUAUGUCUGGGGCUAGACUUAAUCCAUCAACAACAAACAAACAACAAACAAUCUGUCCCUGUAUUUGAUAAGGGACAUGUGGUCAUAUGAGGUGAUCACAGAUAAAGGACAAUGUUGUCUGAAUCACUAUUUUUAUCUUUCAGAAAAGCACUUACUGUAGUAUUUUUUUACUGCUUUGUAAACAGGUACAUUUCAUUUGUUAUAUUAUGUGGGUGUUGCUGAAUACAUUGUAUUUGCCAAAUCACACAAGUUUAGUGCCUAAAAGAGCUCCUCAGGGGUUAAAUGGGUCUUCCAUUCACAUUUUAAAUCACAGUGUUUUAUAGCUUUUCGAGAGGGGUGUUGCUGAUCACGUGGAAAGACGAAUAAAGGUGUAAAUGGAUGUUGAAUAUGA
Alosa sapidissima (American shad) is the source of this 1491-nucleotide messenger RNA. RefSeq names its product GM2 ganglioside activator (gene gm2a). The record is from RefSeq and is a predicted model, not a curated record. NCBI's taxonomy places the organism in Eukaryota, Metazoa, Chordata, Actinopteri, Clupeiformes, Clupeidae. Gene Ontology annotation, biological process: ganglioside catabolic process; lipid transport. The transcript has 4 exons. Gene Ontology annotation, molecular function: lipid carrier activity; enzyme activator activity. Gene Ontology annotation, cellular component: cytoplasmic side of plasma membrane. Bases 200 to 793 code for a protein of 197 amino acids.